Messenger RNA from Megachile rotundata (alfalfa leafcutting bee), 1976 nucleotides. RefSeq names its product Seryl-tRNA synthetase (gene SerRS). The record is from RefSeq and is a predicted model, not a curated record. Gene Ontology annotation, biological process: seryl-tRNA aminoacylation. Gene Ontology annotation, molecular function: ATP binding; serine-tRNA ligase activity. Lineage: Eukaryota; Metazoa; Arthropoda; Insecta; Hymenoptera; Megachilidae.
AGUAUUACAAAUUCUAUGGUUUUUGCGGUUAAAACGUUCAUUCAUUGGGUAGAAAAAUUAGCAUGGAUGAUCCAUGCAGCUCCAUAUGUUUCAAUAAAGAUAUCUAUCGAGUUUAAACUAAGUUAUACAGUCCACGUGUACUUUGACAUAACUUGGAAACACUCUUUCUCGAUUUUAACAUCAUUGAUCAUGGUACUAGACUUGGAUAUUUUCCGUAAGGAUAAGGGUUUCGAUCCAGAUAAAAUACGAGAAAAUCAAAGGAAUCGUUUUAAAGAAGUCAAAUUGGUGGAUACCGUGAUUGAGAAGGAUAAAAUUUGGCGUCAACUACGACACAAAGCUGACAAUUUAAAUAAAUUGAAAAAUGUAUGCAGUAAAGAAAUUGGGGAAAAAAUGAAGAAGAAGGAGGCAGUGGAUGGUGAUGAUACUGUCUCGAAGGAUAUCCUUGAAAAUUUAGACAAUUUAAUUCCUGAUAAUUUAAAAUCAUUAACAGUCCCACAAAUUAAAACUAUUCGGAGUUUUAUUGAUGAUGCUAUUCGAAAAAAUGACAAAGAUUUGAUCUCGACCGAAUUUGAAAGAAAUCUUGCUCUUAAGGAAGUAGGAAAUAUUUUACAUGAGUCUGUACCCAUCAGCAAUGAUGAGGAAGAGAAUAAGAUUGAAAGAACUUGGGGAGACUGUACACAAAAAAAACGAUACUCUCAUGUCGAUUUAAUACAUAUGAUCGAUGGUAUAGAUGGAGAACGUGGCACUAAUAUUUCUGGUGGUCGUGGUUAUUUUUUAAUGGGCCCAGCUGUUUUCUUACAACAUGCACUGAUACAGUAUGCUCUUAGGCAGCUGUUUUCAAAAGGCUACAAACCGCUUUACACGCCUUUCUUUAUGCGUAAAGAUGUUAUGCAGGAAGUAGCACAGUUAUCUCAGUUCGAUGAAGAAUUGUAUAAAGUAAUCGGUAAAGGCAGUGAACACAAUGAUGAUAAAGAAAUUGAAGAGAAGUACUUAAUAGCUACAUCUGAACAACCAAUAGCAGCAUUUCAUAGAAACGAAUGGAUUCCAGAAAAUACCUUGCCAAUUAAAUAUGCAGGAUUAUCUACAUGUUUCAGACAAGAAGUUGGAUCUCAUGGACGUGAUACCAGAGGCAUUUUUAGAGUCCAUCAAUUUGAGAAGGUGGAACAAUUUUGUUUAACGUCGCCGUUUGAUAAUAAAUCUUGGCAAAUGAUGGAAGAAAUGAUCUCGAAUGCGGAAGAGUUUUAUAAAACUUUAGAAAUUCCAUAUCGUAUAGUGAAUAUAGUGUCGGGUGCAUUAAACAAUGCUGCUUCAAAGAAACUAGAUUUGGAGGCAUGGUUUCCAGGAUCAGGCGCUUUUCGUGAACUUGUGUCGUGCAGCAAUUGUUUAGAUUACCAAGCAAGACGAUUAUUAGUCAGGUAUGGUCAAACUAAAAAAAUGAAUGCUAGUACAGAUUAUGUUCAUAUGUUAAAUGCAACAAUGUGUGCAGUUACUCGUGUAAUAUGUGCAAUUUUGGAAGUGCAUCAGACAGAUACUGGUAUCAAGAUACCAAAUAUUCUUGCAGAAUUCAUGCCAGUUGAAUAUAGAACUGAAAUUCCGUUUGUUAAACCAGCUCCUAUCGAUGAGACAGAAAUGAAAAAGCAAAAGAAACAAAAGGAUAUUAUAAAUCAUUAACAAAUUUAACAUCCAUAUAUACUCUAAAAGACGAAUUUAAUAUAAUCGUAAAACGCAAAAUAAUUAUUUCUUCCAUUUGACAAAAGGAUUUCUUAUAAACUCGUUAUACAAUGCGAUUGUAAUAUUGUUUUUAUUAAUCAUGUAAAAAACAUAGAUUCGCAAUUUAUUGCUUUUUUCCAAUGUGACAUCUACAUAUACUUUAUUACUCUUUGAUUUCAGUUCACGCAAUCACACACUUUCGAUGUUCGGGUAUCCAAACACGUAUUCAUGAUAAUGUAAUAAACAGAGCUUUGAAAGCAGCAAAA